AUGUCGACCGUGGCAUAUAGGUCCAUUGCCCCUAUUACUCACCAGAGGGAUCUAUUUGCUCAACCAGUCUCCGCGCUCUGUUUUGAUCCUGUCUCCGAUACUCUCUGGGCCGGUACAAAUGCUGGCAAUGCUGUGGCCUACUAUACACCUCGCGGAAUGCGAGGCGUCACCUUUCGCGUUGGAGGAAAUCUCGCCGUGAGGAAUAUUCUAGCUGACGAAAGCUCGGUAUUUGCUAGCGGAAUAGAUAGUAAGGGUGUGGGUGCAUGGAGUAAGGGAGGGGUGAACAAGUGGUAUCACCGAUCUGCCACGUCUGUGACGGCGACUUCGAAUACUCUGAGCUCUUCGAAGACUCUUGCCAUUGCUACUUCGACUCCAGACUUAUUGCUCCUCAACGCGACCACAGGGAGUGUCAUCCGCCAAUCAUCCGUCCCUUCCCUCAUCAGCCAGUUACAUUUCUCCCAUAGCUUUCUUUUGGCCGGCUCCUCCGAUGGCUUCGUACGAUGUUUUGACUCCCGAACGGGCAUGCGACGGGAAGGCGGUGCUGAGAGUUCCGUCAAAGCACAUCCGAGCGAAGUGCAAGGCUUGCAGUCAAGCGGGAACUACGUCUACACGAUUGGAUGGGGAUUGAGGCAGGCUCGCACGAUACCCGAUCCUUUGGUCAAAAUGUAUGAUAUCCGGACGAUGAAACCUUUACCGCCCGUGCCAUUUCCUGCUGGCCCAGCUUUCAUCAAUGUUCUCCCCAAGCGAUCCUCUACGAUUGUCGUGACGUCAAAUCAAGGUCUUAUAAAUAUCGUCGAUACAUCGAACCCAACCAAUGCAGCGGAAUUCUAUCAGCUUGACACGACUGCUGUCGUGCGGUCUGUCGCCGUAGCACCGACAGGAGCGUAUAUGGCUCUCGGAGACGGAGACGGUGUCAUUCAUCUCAUGACUGCAGCUGAUGAUGAAGGCGAACAUCCUUUCAAUGGGUUUGAAGGACAGCCAAUAGAAUGGGCAGAUACACCAGAGCCUCUUCAAGAUAUUGAAUGGGACGAUUCAACGCCACUGAAUCGCGUUGGCAUGCCAUAUUACACCACUCAACUGCUCUCAUCCUGGACACCACAACUCGAUCCUUCAGGAGUCGUGUCUCUUCCGACUCCCAAGAUUCCCGAGGAAAUCUCCAGAAAUCUUAAGAAGAACGACAAUGUUUGGUAUGCUGCUCUCCCCCGUGAGUUCCGGGGGCAGCGAAACAUGGUAAAAUCUGCGCCGCGUAAGGAUCAAGGACGGUUCAGGAGCGGCAGAUCUCGAAGUUCAGUUGACGAGGACUCGUCGGUCAAGGAUGUUGUCGGUGAUGAUGUUCCGAGGAAGUAUGCGAAGGUGGAGAUCGAGUACUCAAAGUUUGGUGUGGAAGAUUUCGACUUCGGCUUCUAUAACAAGACUGAAUUCAGCGGCCUUGAAACGCACAUUCUGAACUCCUACACCAACCCAUUGUUGCAAGUCAUGCACUACAUUCAUCCUAUUCGCCGCCUCGCCAAGUCCCAUAUCACCACCAGUUGUCCUCGAGAACAUUGUCUCCUUUGCGAGCUUGGCUUCGUCGUGCGCAUGCUUGAGGAUGCUAGAGGUACAAACUGCCAGUCCACGAACUUCUGCAAGACGGUCAACGUUCUCGCACAUUCACUCAAUGCCAUCGAGCUCAUUGACUACGGACGGGACUCCAUCGAUAUGGAUCAUUCACACAUGAUUCAGUCUUUCCACCGCUUCCUGAUGGAUCAUCUCAGCACCGAGAGCAAUGCCUUCCCACACAAUCCCUCGCUCAUUAGCUCACCUUUCUCGCCGCCUCCUGGACAGGAAGGUAUGCAUCAGCCAGCGGCUGCACCUGUUACGCAACUCUUGGGUUUAGAUGGAAAGAAUAUCAUGAUGUGCACAUACUGUCAAUCCGUCAGAGAGAAGGACAACUUAACUCAUGUGGUGGACAUGAUAUAUCCUCGAAAAGGAGACCCAAGCGUCGGGACCGACUUUACGUCUGUUCUCAACGCCUCCUUGGUCCGUCAACUGAGCCACAAAGCGACCUGCCCGUCCUGUAAACACUUCGUCAAUCUCGAAUCAAUGCGGUCUAUACCUACAAGUAGCCUACCCGCUAUCCUGGCCUUGAACGCAAACGUCCAAAGCGAAGAAAUCAUGGACUUAUGGUUAGACAAUCGCAAGCAAGCAUUCUUGAAGCCAAAGGUAACGUUGCAUGGGCAGGUGAACGGUAUUGAUGACCUGGAGAGUGUUGUCUACGAGCUAAGAUCGAUGGUGAUCAAAGUCGUUUCGAAAAACAGACGGACUCACCUGAUCGCGGUUGUCAGAGUACCCGAGGCUGAGGGCCGACCGGAGUUUGAGAGCCCUUGGUUCGUCUUCAACGACUUCGUCGUCCACAACAUCUCGGAAUCCGAAGCGUUAAGCUUUACGGGGAAGUGGAAGGUCCCCACCAUCCUCUAUCUCGAACGUCUAGGUGCUCGAGAGGCAUUAGAUUUCUCGGGGCUACCAGACGCAAUCGAUCCUUCGAUCCUCAGCCGCGACACAUCCAUAUCGCUAAACCGCGACCCCGCACUCAUCAAGCAUGAAGUCCUGCGUGCAGAUGAACUUCCCAAGCCGGGAACUCUGGUCGCCAUUGACGCUGAAUUCGUGGAAAUGCAAGCUGAAGAAACAGAAUACCGCUCAGACGGGACCAAGAAGGUUCUCAGGCCAGCUCGGCUGAGCUUGGCCCGAGUCUCUGUGCUCCGUGGCGAUGGACCUAAGCAGGCCGUACCCUUCAUCGACGACCAUAUUCAUACGAGUGAAGCCAUCGUGAACUAUCUGACCGAGUUCUCCGGGAUCCGAUUUGGUGACCUCGAUCCGCAUAAUUCCCGGUACACACUGGCACCACUCAAGCUCGUGUAUAAGAAGUUGCGUUUGUUGGUGGAUCGUGGGUGUAUCUUCAUCGGACAUGGCCUUUCAAAGGACUUCCGUAUCAUCAAUAUAUUCGUCCCUCCGGAACAAGUCAUCGACACUGUAGACCUCUACUUCCUUCAUGCUCGCCAUCGUCGUCUGUCCUUGCGCUUUCUUUCCUGGUUUGUUCUAGGAGAAGAGAUCCAACUGGACACGCAUGAUUCUAUCGAAGAUGCGCGCUGUGCUUUAAUGCUCUACAAGGCGUACCACGAAUUUGAAGAUCAGGGUGUGUUUGACCAGAAACUUGAUGAACUUUAUCGGGAGGGCCGCAAACACAACUGGAAGCCCCCAGCGCCCGCUGGUGCCACCGUAACCUCGGCCGUACCAUCCCCUGCACCGACACCAUCUGUGGGCCCAUUGAACCCCUUCGCCAUGAUGCAAGGUGGGCUCCUACAGUCUGCUUUCAUGCCCGGGGGCUUUCAGCCUACACCACAGGCCGCACCUUCGCCUGGAAUACAAACCUUCUUUGGUGCCAGUCCACAGCCUCAGUUUGGACGAGGGAGUCAGAGGACAAACUGGCGGUAAUUGACGAUUCUGGGUAGUGGGCACCGGGCACGAAGUUCAUGAACGAGAUAUCAGUACGGCAUAGCAAUUGUGUAUUCAAGCAUGGAUGUUGUCUGUAAUGUCUCACACUGUACAAUGACCUAUGUAGCAUCCAAGGAGAUCG
Stereum hirsutum FP-91666 SS1 is the source of this 3613-nucleotide messenger RNA. Its product is annotated as PAB-dependent poly-A-specific ribonuclease subunit PAN2. The transcript is spliced from 17 exons. Gene Ontology annotation, biological process: nuclear-transcribed mRNA poly(A) tail shortening; mRNA processing. Gene Ontology annotation, cellular component: PAN complex; P-body. Bases 1 to 3471 code for a protein of 1156 amino acids. Lineage: Eukaryota; Fungi; Basidiomycota; Agaricomycetes; Russulales; Stereaceae. Gene Ontology annotation, molecular function: protein binding; poly(A)-specific ribonuclease activity; nucleic acid binding. The record is from RefSeq and is a predicted model, not a curated record.